Cygnus atratus (black swan) is the source of this 3051-nucleotide messenger RNA. Its product is annotated as solute carrier family 22 member 15-like. Gene Ontology annotation, biological process: transmembrane transport. Gene Ontology annotation, molecular function: transmembrane transporter activity. NCBI's taxonomy places the organism in Eukaryota, Metazoa, Chordata, Aves, Anseriformes, Anatidae. Bases 1094 to 2695 code for a protein of 533 amino acids. The record is from RefSeq and is a predicted model, not a curated record. The transcript is spliced from 13 exons. Gene Ontology annotation, cellular component: membrane.
ACUCAGGGGCAAAAUGGGAGCCCGCCAUGAUUAAGUCUACCUGUGUUUGCCAAGGUUCAGCAACAGACUGCUCUAUUUGAACUAAGGUAGGAAUCAUGAAAGCAGAUGGAGUAGAGAGACUAAGGACUUUGGAUAAAACCUAGGAUUUCACUGUCUGCUAAUGUUUAGUGCCAAAAGGGGUAAGGAAGCUCAGAAAUGUUUUAGGAAGUCCCUGGUAUCCGUGUUGUCAGAGUUCCAAGGUAAACAACACUUAACCCUUCCUGGCCAACAUAACCACAAUGUUGCAUGGCACACAUGGUCAAACCCCAUUAAUUUUAAUUCUCCUGCACUAAGAAAACUAAGGGGAGAUCAUCCUAGCUUAUUGCCUCAAAGGAAACGGACUUUUUCAUGUGGUCGAAGAGAGAGGCUUAAUAAAGCAACAAAACAAAGCACCUGUAUAAAGGUAGUGUAAUAGUAAAGCUGCAUUUUCAAACUUAAUGCUAGGAAAAAUACAGGUAUAACCAUUUGUGUUACAGUCCAGAAGGAAAUUACUGCAUCAAAGAAGGCCACUUAACAUGCUUUUGUGUCAACUCCUCCUUUUCCCAGAUCCGACUAAAAAGAAGUAGUGUGUCUAUCCUUAAUGCUGGAACAGCCAACUUAAAUAACCGGAGUUUCUUCUGUUGCCCAUAGGGUUGGUCCACGGACCUUUUAGGUGCCACUGUAGAAACUGGAUGAAAGCCACGGGGUAAGAAUGUUUUUGGUAGGCAGUUUGGCUGAAGCAAGCAGAACUGAUGUGCAGGUGCCCAGUUCCCAGGUCUGGCCCGAGCCAGCGGCCCGGGGAGAAGGGUGCAGAGCAAAAUUGCCCUUUGGUAGCAGCUAGACUAAAUCCCGGUGGAAAAAUCCUGCUUCUCUUAAAAUCGCGGAAGAGGGAGAGUUCCACUCCCCUGAAAACAGCUUCGGAGCCGUUGCGGGCUCCAGCUGUACGCAGGUGGCGGACGCAUCCCGGCCCCAUCCCGUCAGGGGGCCGCCGUGCUGCGGAGCGAGGGGCCGGGCCGGGCCGGGCGGGGCGAGGCGGGGCCGGCAGCGCGGCGCUGUGGCCGCCGCCCGCGGGGCCAUGGCGGCGGGGCUGGAGGAGGCCUUCGGGGCGGCGGGGGAGUUCGGCGGCGCGCAGCGGCGCCUCACCGCCUUCCUCGUGCUGCUGCAGGUAUACGUGGCUUGUCAGUCAAUGCUUAUCGUGCUUGUGGGAGCCAUGCCUGAGUAUCGUAUAGACCAAGAAGGAAUUCCAGCGAGCAAAGCUGAGCUUGCCAAGCAUAUCCAUUUCAUGAGCAACUUCACAUCUAUCGUAACCGAGUGGUAUCUAAUUGAACAAGAAGCCUACAAAGUGAGCCUUGCAUCAUCCCUAUUUUUUGCUGGAUUGCUUAUUGGAAACAUCACGUUUGGCCCUUUGUCAGAUAAACUGGGCAGGAAACCAGUGUAUAUUUCAGGUCUAUUUUUUGAUGUCCUUUUUGGGUAUGUUACAGCAUUAGCUCCAAAUUAUGGCGUAUUUGCAGUUUCACGUUUCUUUGUUGGAAUUGUGAAUGGUGGAAUGGCUCUUGUGUCUUUUGUCCUAACACAGGAAUAUGUAGGAAAAUCAUUUUGGUCAUUUACAGGUUCAUUAACUAAUUUGACGUUUGCGGUUGGCAUUGCUGUUUAUGCUUUACUGGGUUACUGUGUAAGAGAGUGGCGUCACCUGGCAUUGGUAUCAAAUACUCCAGGAGUCAUCUUCCUUCUUCUUUCGUUUAUGCUGCCAGAAUCACCACGAUGGCUGUAUUCCCAAGGGAAAACUGCAGAAGCUGAAGAUGUGAUGCAAUAUAUUGCCCUUGGUAAUGGAAAAGAAAGAUUAAAUCUAAAAUUAAAACCAAGUGCAGGAACUUCACGAAAGGAUGAAUCACCACCUGGUAUACUAAACUUAGUAAAACACCCAGUCCUUCGGUGGCGAACCAUCAUACUUAUGUACAUCUGGUAUGUCUGCAGCUUGGUAUACUAUGGGCUAACUUUAAAUGCUGGUGAAUUAGGAGGAAAUCUUUAUUUAAAUGUGGCUCUUUAUGGUCUUGUGGAAGUUCCAGCUUUUCCACUCUGCAUGUUCUUUAUUGAGAAACCUUGGUCUGGAAGACGUAAAACUAUGAUGUGCUUUCUGAUAUUUGCAGGAAUUGCCUGUAUGUUUACCAUGUUUUUACCAAAAAACUCUGUUCUUAUUUUCCUUUGUGGUAAGAGUAAUACUGGUUCUUGGCCCAGAAUGAUCUGUAUCUCUCAAGCAGAAAGAAAUUCAGCUCUGAGCAUGAUGAAGAUGAGUCACUUCCGUGGAUGCAGUUUACUCCUCAGUCCCACUUUGUUAGCCUUGUGUGGAAAAAUGAUGGUCAGUGCUGCUUUCAACAUUGUAUAUAUUUAUACAUCUGAACUCUACCCAACAGUGCUGAGAAAUGCUGGCUUGGGUGUCUGUUCCAUGUCUUGCAGAUUUGGAGGCAUUCUGGCUCCAUUUGUGCCUUCUAUGAAAUCUCUCAGCCCUUCUGUACCAUUGGUGGUGUUUGGAAUCAGUGGGCUGUCAGCAGGAUUCCUGACUCUCCUUCUGCCAGAAACACUGAAUAAGCCAAUUGCAGAGAGCAUUGAAGAUCUUCAGAGUCCCAAAUACAGAGUGCUUAUAAAUGAAAAGGCAAACCAGCUGGAAGAAAGCACUUAAGUUUCAGAAUGUCUCUCUGUGCUGAAAAAAUGAAGCCUCCGUUGAGAAGGUGCUGUAACAGCUGAAGGGCAGAGUCUUGCUGUAUAUAUCGGAGUUGAAAAUUUGGAGAACUUUAUUGUAUAAUGCUGCUUAUAGCAUGCUGAACAGUUUUAUGUGAAGGCAAGUUGAGAAGAUGGAAAAAGUUGAUCAAAGCUUGUGAGGAAAGAAGUGACAAAUCAGUGCUUUAAUGUAAUGACUUAACAAAACCAUACUUUGGAUGUUUGGACUUCUCUAUGGCUUCUUAAAAUGAAGAAUUCAAAUAAUUUAUGUUACAAAAUAUAACUGUUAGCUUCAGAUAAUAAAAUGUUGCAACUGAA